Molecule: messenger RNA, 1929 nt
Organism: Physeter macrocephalus (sperm whale)
Lineage: Eukaryota; Metazoa; Chordata; Mammalia; Artiodactyla; Physeteridae
Product: histone-lysine N-methyltransferase SETD2-like
Exons: 2
Coding region: 16-1929 (637 amino acids)
Biological process (GO): regulation of gene expression
Cellular component (GO): nucleus; chromosome
Molecular function (GO): histone H3K36 methyltransferase activity
Source: RefSeq, a predicted model, not a curated record
UGUGACACUGUUUUGAUGUCUUCUGAUGAUGGUAUGACUGGAUCAGAGGUAUCCCCUUUGGUCAAAACGUGCAUGCUUUCAUCAAAUGGAUUUCAAAAUAUUAAUAGAUGUAAAGAAAAAGACUUGGAUGAUACACGCAUGAAGCAUAGUAAGUCAGAAAGCCCAUUUAGAGAAACAGAACCUCCAGUGUUGCCACACCAGGAUAAACUCAUAUCUUUGCCAGUUAUGACUAUAGAUUAUUCCAAAACAAUAGUUAAAGAACCAGUUGAUGUGAGAGUUUCUUGCUGUAAAACCAAAGAUUCAGAUAUAUACUGUACUUCAAACGACAACCGCCCUUCUUUGUGUCAUUCUGGAGCUGAAAAUACUGAGCCUUUAGUAACAAAGAUUUCUUCAAAUAGCUUUAUGAAUGUGCAUUUGAAAUCAAAAACAGUUAUAUGUGAUAAUGGAAGUCUGACAGAUCAGCACUCAAAAUUUGCAUGUGGAGAAUAUAAGCAGAGUGUUGGUAGUACUAGUUCAGCUUCUGUUAAUCAUUUUGAUGAUUUAUAUCAACCUACAGGGAGCUCAUGUAUUGCUUCAUCUCUUCAGAGUCUUCCACCAGGAAUAAAAGUAGACAGUUUAACUGUCUUGCAGUGUGGAGAGAAUACAUCUCCAGUUUUGGAUGCUGUGCUGAAGAGUAAAAGCUCAGAGUUUUUAAAGCAUUCAGAGAAAGAAAUAAUAGAAGUAGGUAGUGGCCUUCCUGAUUCAGGAAGAGGAUUUGCUUCCUGGGAAAACAGGCAUAAUAAUGGACUAUCUGGGAAAUGUGUGCAAGAGGCUCAAGAAGAAGGGAAUUCCAUACUGCCUGAUAGAAGAGGAAGACCAGAAAUCUCUUUAGAUGAAGAAGGUGGAAGAGGACAAGCACAUACUUCUGAUGAUUCAGAAGUUGUAUUUUCUUCUUGUGAUUUGAAUUUCAUCAUGGAGGACAGUGAUGGUGUAACAUAUACCUUAAAAUGUGACAGUCGUGGUCAUGCCUCAGAGAUUGUAUCUACUGUCCAUGAAGAUUAUUCUGGUUCUUCCGAAAGUUCAAGUGAUGAAAGUGAUUCAGAAGAUACAGAUUCUCAUGAUAGCAGUAUUCCAAGAAACCGUCUUCAGUCUGUUGUGGUUGUGCCAAAGAAUUCUACUUUGCCCAUGGAAGAAACAAGUCCUUGUUCUUCUCGGAGCAGUCAAAGUUACAGACACUAUUCUGACCACUGGGAAGAUGAGCGAUUGGAGCCAAGGAGGCAUCCAUAUGAGGAAAAAUUUGAGAGUAUAGCAAGUAAAGCCUGUCCUCAAACUGAGAAGUUUUUCUUUCAUAAAGCAACAAAGAAGAAUUCAGAAAUUUCUUCUAUACAGCCCAGCCGAAAACAGAUAGAUAAUCACCUGUCUGAAAUUGCUCAUCCUCAGAGUGAUGGGGUUGAUAGUACAAGUCAUACAGACAUAAAAUCUGACCCUCUAGGUCAUCCAAAUUCUGAAGAAACAGUGAAAGCCAAAAUAACUUCUAGGCAGCAAGAAGAGCUGCCAGUUUAUUCUUCUGAUGAUUUUGAAGAUGUCUCAAGUAAGUCUAGGCAACAGACCACUUUCCCUAACAGGCCAGAUAGUAGACUGGGAAAAACAGAGUCAAAUUUUUCUUCUUGUGACAUCUCCCAAGUGGAUGGUUUCCAUUCAUCCGAAGAGCUCAGAAAUCUAGGGUGGGACUUCUCUCAACAAGAAAAGCCUACUACCACGUAUCAGCAACCUGACAGCAGCUAUGGAGCCUAUGGUGGACACAAGUAUCAGCAAAGUGCAGAACAGUAUAGUGGGACACGUAAUUACUGGCAAGGCAAUGGCUACUGGGAUCCAAGAUCAGCAGGUAGACCGCCUGGAACUGGGCCUCUACGUGCUAGGAUCACAGAAGACUUUGUAAGGAUGGUUUAA